UGACAGCCUCGCCGUAAACAAUCGUUUCAGUGUGUUUCGUUUUUCACGUUUUCACGGAAAACACCGUGAGGAUCUUCCCAGAACUGAUCGGAUUUCUCCAAGCGAGCCACAAUGAUUCGUCGCAGAGGAUAUGAUGAUGAGGAUAUGCCUGAGCGGGGCCGCAAACGCCGCCGCAUGUCGGAGUCCCAGGAGGUGGAGGAUCGCCUCGAGAGUCUCAUAAUUCGUGUGGGAGAGAAGAGUACCUCGUCCCUGGAGUCGAAUCUGGAGGGUUUGGUGUCGGUGCUCGAGGCGGAUUUGGGAGCUUUCCGGGCACGAAUUCUCCGCAUUCUCUCAGAUUGUGCCAUCCGGAUGCCGGAGAAGUGCACAAUCUACACGACUCUGGUGGGACUGCUGAAUGCCAAGAACUAUAAUUUUGGCGGAGAACUGGUGGACUUCAUCGUGAAGACAUUCAAGUCCAGCCUGAAGAUGUGUCGCUGGGAUGCUGCGCGAUAUUCCUUGAGAUUCUUGGCGGAUCUGGUGAACUGUCACGUCAUAUCAGCCACUUCGCUUCUGCAGCUGCUGGACAAUAUGGUGGACGUGUCCAAUGAGGACACUGUGCCUCAAGUGAGGCGGGAUUGGUACGUUUUUGCCGUGCUUUCGACGCUCCCGUGGGUCGGCAGGGAUCUGUACGAGAAGAAGGAGUCCGCUCUGGAGAGUCUACUGGUGAAGAUUGAAGUAUUUUUAAACAAGAGGACGAAGAAACACCACAAUUGCUUGAGAGUUUGGUCAGUGGAUGCUCCGCAUCCGCAAGAGGAGUAUCUGGACUGCUUGUGGGCGCAGAUCCGCAAACUGAGGCAGGACAAUUGGGCCGAGAAGCACAUUCCUCGCCCAUAUCUGGCCUUUGAUUCCAUCCUAUGCGAAGCCUUGCAGCACAAUUUGCCGGUGAUUAAUCCGCCGUCGCAUCAGGAGAGCAAUGUUUACCCAAUGCCGUGGGUCGUUUACCGGAUGUUUGACUACACAGACUGUCCGGAUGGACCCAUCUUGCCCGGAGCUCACUCCAUUGAGCGCUUCCUGAUUGAGGAGCACCUCCAUCACAUCAUCGAGACUAACCAUGUGGAAAGGAAGGACUGCGCUGCGCAUCUGCUCAACUUCCCGUAUAAAAGUAAGAUUCCGCUCGAGUACUGCAUUGUGGAGGUGAUCUUCGCGGAACUCUUCCACAUGCCCACUCCGCGAUACCUCGACAUCUGCUACGGAUCCAUCCUCAUUGAGCUGUGCAAGCUGCAGCCGGCCACGAUGCCUCAAGUCCUGGCUCAGGCCACGGAGAUCCUCUUCAUGCGCAUCGACUCGAUGAACACUUCAUGCUUCGACAGAUUCGUCAACUGGUUCUCAUAUCAUCUCAGCAACUUUCAGUUCCGCUGGUCCUGGGACGACUGGGACAGCUGCCUACUGCUGGAAUCCGAGCAUCCGAGGCCGAAGUUCAUCCAGGAGGUGUUGCACAAGUGCCUGCGUCUCUCCUAUCAUCAGAUGAUCAAGGAAAUGAUGCCCGAAACCUACGCGCGCCUGCUUCCCGUGGCGCCAGAGCCGAUCUACAAGUACUCCUCUGAGGGCGCUGCGGCGCUGCCAGGCACCCAGACUGCCCAUCAGCUCGUUGUGGCCAUUCGCCAAAAGUGCACUCCCGAGGAGGUGGUUGAAGUGCUGCGAGAUCUGCCGAAUCCCGAUGAAAACGCGGGCGAUGGCGGCGAUUUCAAUCCCCUGAAGAUUGAUGUGUUCGUGCAGACGCUGCUGAAUCUUGGCUCCAAGAGCUUUAGUCACAGCUUCGCCGCCAUCUCGAAGUUCCAUCAAGUGUUCAAAGCGCUGGCGGAGACUGAAGAGGCACAGAUAUGCAUUCUCCAUAAUCUGUUCGAACUGUGGAAGAACCAUGAGCAGAUGAUGUGCGUGCUGGUGGAGAAGCUGCUGAAGCUACAAAUUGUCGACUGUUCGGCCGUGGCGACGUGGAUCUUCUCCAAGGAAAUGACCGGAGAGUUCACGAAAAUGUAUCUGUGGGAGAUUCUCCACUUGACCAUCAAGAAAAUGAACAAGCACGUAAUCAAGCUGGGCACGGAACUCACGGAGGCCAAGGACAGGCUGGCCGGUGAGGAGUCAUCAUCGAGUGACUCCGAGGAGGAAAGUGCGGCGAAGAAGAAGAAAAUCGAAAUAGCGGACAAGCCGACAGAGGAAAUGGUGGAACGCAUGGAGGAGAAACUCGAGGCGGCGAAUGUGGAUCAGAAGAAACUCUUCCUGAUCGUCUUCCAGCGCUUCAUCAUGAUCCUGUCUGAGCACCUGGUGCGUUGCGACACAGACGGCAGAGACUACGACACUGACUGGUAUCGCUGGACAAUCGGAAGACUGCAGCAAGUCUUCCUCAUGCACCAUGAGCAAGUGCAAAAGUACAGCAGCACUCUCGAGUCGCUGCUCUUCACAUCAGACUUGGAUAACCACAUUCUGGACGUUUUCCAUCAAUUCAAUGCCCUUACGGCGUAAAUUGUACAUUAAAUGACAAUGUAUUGGAGUUCUCAACAAUUUAACUAUAGAAAUAAACACAUUUUGAAAUGAUUGAGAAAAA
This is a messenger RNA of Phlebotomus argentipes, 2581 nucleotides long. RefSeq names its product nuclear cap-binding protein subunit 1-like. The record is from RefSeq and is a predicted model, not a curated record. The transcript has 2 exons. Gene Ontology annotation, cellular component: nucleus; nuclear cap binding complex. Gene Ontology annotation, molecular function: RNA cap binding; mRNA binding; protein binding. Lineage: Eukaryota; Metazoa; Arthropoda; Insecta; Diptera; Psychodidae. Bases 112 to 2499 code for a protein of 795 amino acids. Gene Ontology annotation, biological process: mRNA export from nucleus; nuclear-transcribed mRNA catabolic process, nonsense-mediated decay.